GCACAAUACAUGUAAAGAAAUUUAUUCAAACAUUCUCAAUUGCAUGAAAUUUGUAUUUGUAAGAAACUUUAAUUCCAUGUCGCAGAUUCUUACUUUUACUGGAAAAGAAAGUUAGUUAUGUAAUCUGCUUUUGAGCGAGCAAUCUAUAUAUGCAUUAUUGAAGGGAUAUCGAUGUUUGAGAUUCAGUAAAAUUUCUAAGCGGCCUUUCGGGACCUAAAUGACAAGUUUUCUAAUUGACAUUUAGAAAUUGCAAGAUAUCUAAAAUUUAACCAAAAAGCUAGACGUACCCUAAGUAAAACAAAAAGCAAAGAAUUACUAAAAAAAUAUGUUUUUGUUUGUAGCAAAAUCCUUUGAAUCAAAAGUACCCUACAUUUCGCAGCCAAUAUAUGAUCUUAAACAGAAUGGUGAUGUGAAAUUUGGACCAGGCACCAGAUCAGCAUCGUUGGGAUUCUCCCUUUUGUGGAAUUCCCACAGUGGCAGAAGGUGAAAUUUGGUCCAGUAUUUCUUAAUCGAUUGAGUAUCGAACGUUUUAAAAUGGUUGCCCACAUACACGCCCAGGACGGAUAAAAAACCCAACCAUCCUAGAAGAACAUCGGCAGAGAUCUUUUCUUGAAAUUUGGUACACUGGCGGGAUAGGACACGAAACGUAAUUGACGCAUUACAUUGCUAAGAAGAUAGCUCGCGCCAUUGUUGACACACGCUCGGCUCUACAUCCUAUAGAAACUCCUAAACAAUUAGCCGACUUGGUAGCCAGCUGCCUGCAUGAAACUCAUUUUCGUUUAGAUAAAUUGCAGCGACCCACACAUGUGGCCACUAAAACGUUUCAAGCUUUACGUAUGUUCGUUAACAAUGAGUUAAAUGAAAUUAACUACGGCAUGGUCCUGGCAAAUGAUUAUAGUCAAACGUCGUCUUUACGGGAAUGUCACUGACGGCUUAGUAAAUCCAGUAGCAGUAAAGCUGUUGUGGAGUGCCGCGCAAACGGUUGCGAAUUUGCCCAUUUUUAGCGCAUUGUAUCUGGUUGAAGCGAACUUUCGAGAUAAGAACAACAAACGUACAAAUUUUUCCUUGUUUUACUUAUUUCCGAAUUCUUUGUUUUUUUUUCUGAUGAAUUUUUCAAGUAUAUCCUCAAAAUCAUCCUUUGAUCGCAACCAAAAGCCACAAUACGAUCGCUCAGAUUCGCUGCUGGCGGGUUCUUUGCGUACCGUUAUCAUACCACAAACAAUGGAGGUGUUUCUUAAAUUGGCGCAGAGGAGUACAGAUAAAUAUAUAGAGACUUGCAGUAUAUUGGCCGGUCGUCUAUGUUACUCUAUGCAGUGUAAAGCUGCUAAGAAUAACGAAGCUCAAAUGCUUCAAUUUCCGCACUGUUAGAUUAUUGCGAAAUAUAUCUGGCACAAUAAACUUAAUGCAAUUAAAGCAUAUUUUUGUGAGAAAAGCAUUAAAAGGUCAUCGCUCUUAUAUGCGGUUUGCAGAUCCUUCUAGCCGUGACAAAUUUCGCAUUGAAAACCAACUACUUGCGAGGGCACAUACUUGCGUUCUAUUCUAUUAGUGUGACAAAAGCUUUAAUAUGAUAUUUUCUAUCUGCAUAAAGUGUAUACAUAAUGUAUAAAUAAAAAUUCCGUACAACUGGGAAUGUUUGAAUACGUUUGUUUACAAUUCUUGAUAAUUUCGCAUGCAUUGUUGUCUACAUUCUUGGCAUACACCAUAUUCGGAAUACGAUUAAGCAAGUCCGUCUGUCCGUCCAUCUCUAAUAAACGAUAUCAGUAAGAAGUUGUAGUACGCUUACACCACAUUCAACGAAUUCUGCGAGUACAUCAUCUUUAAAGCACCAUUAAAUAGAAAAAUAGAAAAAAAAGAAAUUAUUUGUGAAAAAAAGCAAAGCGUAUAAUAACCAGAGUAAAAUUGGUUAAACUACAUUUCUUAUUUGAUCGAAGAAGUAAAAACAAAUGAAUCGAAAAGAGGACUUGUUCUGAGACAAAUUUUAAACAUUACGCAACUUCCAUAGCAUAGAAUGCAGAAUAUACAAAUAAUGUAAUGGACGCAGUUACGAAAAAAUUGACGAAGUUUGCUUUCAAUAUAAAAAAUUUGAAAAAAAAUUUAAAACAUUUAAAUUUUA
Molecule: messenger RNA, 2113 nt
Organism: Glossina fuscipes
Lineage: Eukaryota; Metazoa; Arthropoda; Insecta; Diptera; Glossinidae
Exons: 2
Coding region: 859-1368 (169 amino acids)
Source: RefSeq, a predicted model, not a curated record